Messenger RNA from Botrytis cinerea B05.10, 1149 nucleotides. RefSeq lists its product as hypothetical. Lineage: Eukaryota; Fungi; Ascomycota; Leotiomycetes; Helotiales; Sclerotiniaceae. The transcript has 2 exons. Bases 351 to 1028 code for a protein of 225 amino acids. The record is from RefSeq and is a predicted model, not a curated record.
GCGUCGACUUUCAACUUCUAUUUAUCUUUUCCUGACAAGGUUUCUAAAAUCUGAAAUGCAGUCCAAACUUAAUGACAAGCAGUUGUAAAUUGUUUUAGUACAACUUAGUGUACUGAAGUGGGUUGAUUUUUCAAAUGGUUUCAUGAACAUAGAAUUCCUUAUCGUUGAACUGCACUAUAGACUUCUCGAAAUCCCUGCCUUUGGUCUUCAUUUUCAUCCAGCUUCCCACCUUCUUUUUCCUUCCCAGUCUUUUGUUUCUUCUUAGCUUUUAUAACUUUCAUCGUCUUCAGCACACUUCUCUGUUCUAAACCCGUCGCAAGUCUUGUCUCUCAACUAAACAUCUAGCCAGCAUGGAUGUUGACGGCGAUUCACGCUAUAAAGAUAUCGACUCUCAAAGCACUAGCGACAUCACAGACUUCCAACCCAUCAAGCGACGCAGUUCUUCCCUCCCUUCCAUCCUCCUCGGCUGUAUAGCCAGCUUUGUAUUAGCUGGCUUCCUCAUCACCGUUGUGCGCUGGCCAUGGUCUAAAGGCGAUUCCGGCUACUACGCAUACACAGACUGUGGAAAGACGCCCGAGGAAGCGCGAUCUAGAGGAUGUAGCUACUAUCCCAUGGGACGCUUUUGGGCGCCUCCGGAGUGUUCGUUUCCCGAAGGCAACGACAACUAUCAUCCCUUCCGCGACCGGGAAUGGUUCGUCGACACGAACUUGACGAUUCCUGCCGACAUCUCCCGAUUAGAAUCAGGUGAUGCCCGUCGGGCUUUUACUCAUUAUUGGCAUGAUGAGCAUUGCACAUUUGUGCUACAGAAGUUGGCAUUGGCGGUUGCGCUGAAGAAAACGAUGGUUCCGGGAUUGGUGGGAAGUAUUCAUCAUGUUAAUCAUUGUGCGAUGACGAUUACGAAAACGAUCAAGAAUGCGUAUAAUGAGACUUUCCUUGCGAACGAUAUGUCGAUAACGGAGAGUACUUUAGGUUUCAUGCCUUGCGUACCACUUAAGAGCCUUAUGAACAAUCCAGGAUACGAAAAUUAGUUCCUUUGUUUCUAUGGAAGAAGGAACUAGGGGCUGUAACAGUAUUUAGCAAGUGAAAUCUCUGGAGAUCUAUCUGUACCUAAAGAUUACAGCAGCAUAAUGAAUAAAUUGAAGCUCAGCA